AUGCCAGGUCCAGAACUCAUCAGCCUGACUCCAAAAGGUCACACGGAGGUGGAUGUAACAAUGACUGCGCGGACGGAUUGGGAUAAAAAGGACGUGCUUGUGGCAUACGUGGCAGGAGCGGCGGAGGCGAAGAACUGCAUUCAAUAUAACGAUACCAUGGAGUGCAUAAUCGGUGGACUGUUGCCGCGCAUUCCCUACAACGUGUGUGCACGAUUCUGUCACUCGAAUGCGACAGCCACGACAGCUGUGUCAGACUCCUCCGGGGGCGCUCAACUCUCGUCAAGUGUUGAUCUUUUUCGGAUCGGCACAGUUGAAGCAAACGACGCGUUGAUUUGCAGCAACGCUGUGUGCAGUAGUGUGACGAUACCCAUAGAAGUGGUACUUUGCACGGAAGCGGAGGAGGAGGGUGAGGAGGAUGUUAUUGCAGUGUCGAGACGGUAG
Messenger RNA from Hydatigera taeniaeformis, 441 nucleotides. The record is from the annotation of a GenBank genome assembly. Lineage: Eukaryota; Metazoa; Platyhelminthes; Cestoda; Cyclophyllidea; Taeniidae.